GGAUUGCUUGAUGAAGGUUCUGAAAUCGUCGUUAUCAGGGAAGACAUUUGGAGGAAGACUAAUGCACCUUGGAACCAGGAGAUUCAUAUGAGGAUGCAAACUGCAAAUGGAGGAGCCCAAGAGAUGGGCAGGUGCAUUGAAAUGUUGGAGAUCGAUGUCGAUGGCAUCAAAACUUGGGCACAUGCAUAUGUGGUGCCAGAUGCACCUUAUUGGCUUCUCCUAGGGCGAUCAUGGCAAAGGCUCAUGCAGUUAUCCAAGAAUGAAACACAAGAUGAAGUAUUGGUAACCAUAAGUGAUCCU
Molecule: messenger RNA, 300 nt
Organism: Suillus discolor
Lineage: Eukaryota; Fungi; Basidiomycota; Agaricomycetes; Boletales; Suillaceae
Exons: 1
Biological process (GO): proteolysis
Molecular function (GO): aspartic-type endopeptidase activity
Source: RefSeq, a predicted model, not a curated record